AUGGCGGCGCUGUGGGACUUCGGCAUGCGGGACCCGAAGAAGGCGAGCGGCGACAGCGCCGAGGAGGAGGAGGACGAUGAAGAAGGAGAAGAUGGAGAUGCCGAAGAGUUCACGCUGGACGAGGUGCUGCGCCUCGGCGGCACCAAGCAAGACUACCUGAUGCUGUGCGCCGUGGACGAGGCGGACGAGAUGGUGGACGGCGGCAAGAAGGACGCGAUCGACGACCUGAAGGAAGGGGAGCUGGAGGCGUUCGUCAGCUCCCUGGGGCUCGGCAAGUAUGCGGAAAGUUGCCUGGUGGUGGAGGGAGAGGAGGAGGAGGACGGCGGCAGUGAGGAGAAAGAGAAGCCCCCAAAGAAAGAGAAAAGCAAGAAAGAAACUAACCCUCCUUCGUUAGAAAGGAAGAAAGAAAAAAACGUCAAGGAGAAGACAAGCGGUGUGAAAGACAGCAAGAAGAAGCAAGCUGGCAGUGAUCAGGUCCAGCACCUUUCAGCAAAGAAAGAGAGGCUGGAAGAAGAUUUUGAGUUUCAUGCUAGGCAAGUGAUACUGAUCAAACCAGGGGGCAAAUGGUAUGAUCUAGAAUACACCAAUGAAUUCUCUUCAGAGCCACAAAAUCAGACGCUUCUGUCCAAGUAUAAGGCCUUGGCCCAAAAGCUGUACCACCAUGAGACAGAGCUGUAUAAGAAUAAGACAGAUUAUCAGAAGGGGGCCUCUUCGGCGUGGAUGAAAACUGUUGUGUCGUCAGGUACCUUGGCUGACAGGAUGGCAGCGAUGACACUUCUCAUUCAGGACAGUGCUGUCCACAGUGUCCAGUUUGUUGAGAACUUGGUAAACCUCAUAAAGAAAAAGGGCAGCAGGCAUCAGAGCCUCAUGGCUUUGGAUACCUUCAAGGAGCUUCUCAUUUCGGAUCUCUUGCCAGACAAUCGAAAAUUAUGGUCUUUCUCGCAGCGACCAUUUAACAACAUAGAGAAGAUGUCGAGUGGCAACAGGGAUUCAAGAGACAGGCGGUUGAUACUGUGGUACUUUGAGCAUCACCUGAAACUGCAGGUGGCAGAGUUUGUGCAAGCGUUAGAAACACUGAGUCAUGAUUCUCUGACAGCAACCAAAUCCCGAGCGCUGGCAGUUGCCCAUGAGCUUCUCUGUAACAAGCCUGAGCAGGAGAAAGUUCUGCUUGUUCAGCUGGUAAAUAAACUAGGAGACCCUCAGAACAAAAUCGCCACCAAAGCCUCUUAUCUUUUAGAGAUGUUACUUCACAAGCAUCCAAAUAUGAAGGGAGUAGUGUGCAGCGAGGUGGAGAGGCUUUUGUACCGGUCAAACAUCAAUGUGAAAACUCAGUAUUACGCCAUUUGCUUUCUAAACCAGAUAGUCCUCAGUCAUGAAGAAAGUGCAUUGGCUAACAAGCUGAUAACUUUGUACUUUUGCUUUUUUCGGAACUGCAUCAAGAAAAAAGACGUUGAAUCCAAAAUGCUCAGUGCUCUUCUUUGCGGGGUAAACAGAGCUUACCCUUAUGCUGAGACUGGUGAUGAGAAAGUGAAAGAACAAAUGGACACGUUGUUUAAAGUUCUGCAUGUUGUGAACUUCGGUACCAGUGUCCAGGCCCUGAUGUUACUGUUUCAAGUGAUGGACUCUCAGCAGACUGUAUCGGAUAGGUACUACGCAGCACUGUACAAGAAGCUUCUAGAUCCUGCUUUAGCAACCUGCUCAAAGCCAUCCAUGUUUCUUAAUCUUGUCUAUAAAUCUCUGAAGGCAGAUGUAGUGUUACGGCGUGUGAAGGCCUUUGUGAAGAGGUUACUUCAAGUCACUUGUGGACAAAUGCCACCCUUCAUUUGUGGAACCCUGUACCUUCUGUCUGAGCUUCUGAGAGUAAAACCAGAGUUAAGGGUCCAGUUACAGGAUCAUGUGGAGUCAGAUGAUGAAGAGUGCUUUAAGGAUCAAGAAGAGGCUGAAGAAGAAUUUGUGGAUGCAGACAAAGAAGUAGAAGGUGAAGAGAGGAGCACAACGGAAAAUUCUGCUAAAACAAACGAUUCAAAUUCAACAGCCUCGUGGGUGCAUCAUCUGAAUAUGGGAGGCAGGAAGAGUGGAGCUUCGUAUGAUCCUAUGCACCGAAGUCCUUUAUACUGUGGUGCUGAAAGUACAAGCCUUUGGGAACUGAAGAAGCUUUCUGAACAUUUUCAUCCAUCUGUGGCCCUAUUCGCAAAAACAAUUCUAGAAGGAAAUCACAUUCAGUACUCCGGUGACCCUUUGCAGGAUUUCACAUUAAUGAGGUUCUUGGAUCGCUUUGUGUACAGAAAUCCCAAACUCCAUAAAGGCAAAGAAAACACCAGCAGUGUGGUAAUGCAGCCGAAGAAGAAGCAGUUUAUGAAAGAUACGCAGAAUCUUGCAGUCAACAGUAAGGAAUUCCGUGCCAAAGAUGAAAGCAAAAUCCCAGUGGAUGAAGUGUUUUUUCACAGAUUUUAUUCAAAGUUCGAUAAGAGGAGAGAGAAACAAAAGCGUCAGGAUGAUGAAGAAAGUGUGGAAGAUGUAGAUGAUGAUGAAUUUGAAAGAGCAUUGGAUACAUUUGAAGCAGCUGAUAAUGCCAUUGAUGUUGGCCAGGAUGACCUUGAUUUUGCUGGUAACAUAAAAAAGAAAACCAAAGGUGGUAAGAAAGGCCAAAGAAGCGAGGAAUCCAAUGCUGACUGGGAGGAUUCUGAUGAUGAAGAUGAAUUCAGUGAUCUGGAUGAUGAGGAAGUCUCCUUAGGAAGUAUGGAGGAAGACUUUGGAGAGGAUAUGGAUGAAGAGGGAGGUGUAUUUAUGGAUGUGUCUGAUGAUGAUAACAGUCUAGAGCCGAACAAUGACAAGCAAUUGAAGUCUGUCAGUAAAAAGGGCAAGAGAAAGAAAGAUAUGAAUUUUGUGGGAUCACUUGAAGGAUCCAAUCGAGGAAAGAAAAGAAAACUCAAAGAUGCCAGCAUACUGGCAUCUGCAGAAGAGUUUGGCUCUCUGCUGGAUGAAAAUGCUGGGUCUAAGUUUGACAAUAUUGGAAUGAACGCCAUGGCCAACAGAGAUAAUGCAAAUGUCAAACAGAUCCAGUGGGAAAUAGAGCGUGACAAGUGGCUUCACAAUAGGGAUGUGAAAAGCAUCAUCAAAAAGAAGAAACAGUUCAGGCACAGAGGGCUGAAAAACAAGUACAAAGGCAAGAAAUCAAAAAGAUGAACUGGACAUUUUAAUGUGGACAUUUUUACAAUAAUUAUUCUAAAAUAAUUUUUUAAUUAAUCACACAUCUUUCUUACUUUAGUU
Gymnogyps californianus (California condor) is the source of this 3270-nucleotide messenger RNA. RefSeq names its product CCAAT enhancer binding protein zeta (gene CEBPZ). Gene Ontology annotation, cellular component: nucleus. The transcript has 16 exons. Lineage: Eukaryota; Metazoa; Chordata; Aves; Accipitriformes; Cathartidae. The record is from RefSeq and is a predicted model, not a curated record. The coding region runs from base 1 to 3186 and encodes 1061 amino acids.